GGGUUCAGAAACCAGCAUCUGCUUGUGCCUUUGUGUGUGCGUGGCUUUGCAUGGCUGUCUCGCGCCGGUGUCCCCGUUUUUCACAGCCUGGCGUUUGGUCGUGGGGGUCGGUGGGCUCUCCGCGUGUGUCCGCUUACGUGGUCUGUGCCUGUCGACGUGUCUGGGUUGGGUGUCCGUGGGGCAUGUGCGCGCGCUAGGACCUGGGCUGUCCCGACUCCCUGCUCCCCUGCUGUCCACCGUUUUCCCCCUACUUGGCUCCAAACUUUUCUCCGGGUUCCUCCAGCAACGCCUGCUGGCAGCCCUCCUCUCUCUCACCUCCGGAGGUCCUUCAAGCCGCGAGGGGAAGGGAUAGGAUUGGUGGGUCGGGGGUGAUCGCAGUGCCUGGCGACUGGCCCGGGCCAGGACUGGGCGGAGCGUGCUGGACACCCUCACAGGACCCUAGAGGGAGGAGGGAGGGACGCGGCUGGUCUGGGCUCCGGCCUGAGGCUGGAGACACUGGAGUAGCGCGUUGCUGGCAGUUGUCUGUCUCCCGCUUCUGCGACAGAGUAUGGACGGAGAAACCUGCGAGACGGAGAGACUUGUUUGGUUUUGAGUGUCGCUCGACAUUUAACCGGACCCCAGAGUCAGGGGACUAACCUUCCGAUCCAAUAGCACCCUGGAGCGUGGUGAAGCAUGCUGGGAGGCACCCGGUCUGGCACCUAGCCUGGAGAGACACAGCAGCCCACGCUGUGUAUCUGUCAGUGUCUUGGCUGUACUGGUCAUGUCCCCUCUAGGGGGACAUACCUCCAGUCCUUACAGGAGCUCUUUGAAGGACUGUCCUCCCCUUUCAUCUUCCCUGUAGUGCACCCAAAUCACAGGUGCCGCCAUGUUGUCCUCCCUGUUCGUGCUGCUCCUGGCCAUAGGCAGAGGACAGACAACUCGGCCAUGUUUUCCUGGAUGCCAGUGUGAGGAAGAGACUUUCGGCCUCUUUGACAGUUUCAGCCUGACUCGCGUGGACUGCAGCAGCUUGGGCCCCCACAUCGUGCCUGUGCCCAUCCCUCUGGACACAGCCCACCUGGACCUGUCUUCCAACCGGCUAGAGACCGUGAAUGAGUCGGUGCUGGCAGGGCCAGGCUAUACCACACUGGCUGGCCUGGAUCUCAGUCACAAUCUGCUCACCAGCAUCGCGCCCACUGCCUUCUCCCGCUUGCGCUACCUGGAGUCUCUCGACCUCAGUCACAAUGGCCUGGCCGCCCUGCCAGCAGAGAUUUUCACCAGUUCCUCCUUGAGUGAUGUCAACCUCAGCCAUAACCGACUACGGGAGGUGUCAAUAUCUGCCUUCUCCACCCAAAGCCAGGGCCGGGCACUGCAUGUAGACCUUUCCCACAACCUUAUCCACCGCCUGCUCCCCCAUCCAGCCCGGGCCAGCCUGCCUGUACCUACCAUUCAGAGCCUGAACCUGGCCUGGAACCGGCUCCGUGCUGUGCCUGAUCUCCGAGACCUGCCUCUGCGGUAUCUGAGCCUGGAUGGGAACCCUCUGACUACCAUCAACCCCGGUGCCUUCAUGGGGCUGGCAGGCCUCACCCACCUGUCACUGGCUAGCCUACAGAGUGUCCUCCAGUUAGCACCCCAUGGCUUCCGAGAGCUCCCCGGCCUACAGGUCCUGGAUUUGUCAGGCAACCCCAAGCUCAAGUGGGCAGGAGCCGAGGUGUUUUCAGACCUGGGCUUGCUGCAGGAACUAGACCUGUCAGGUACCAGUCUGGUACCCGUACCUGAGAUGCUGCUCCAUCACCUCCCUGCUUUACAAAGUGUUAGUGUAGGCCAAGACGUUCAGUGUCGGCGCCUGGUGCGGAAGGGUGCCUACCCCCGGCAGCCUGGCUCCAGCCCUAAGGUAGUCCUACACUGUGGAGACACCCAGGAAUUUGCUGCCAGGGGCCCAGACAUCUUGUGACAAAUGGUGUGGCCUGGGGCCACUUGACAGACUGCUGUCCUGGGCUUGCUCAGGUCCCAGCUAACUUAUAUUUCAAUGUGCCAAUGCCUGUGGGGAGUCUAUAGGCCUAGGUGAUGGCAUCUCAGUAAAGUUGUGGGCCAGGGAUAGCUUUCGUACCUGGGGGCUAUACCCAGUAACAAAAUCUACCCAUUUGUCUCAUUGGCUCAUUUCCCAGAACUAUGAGCAGAGGGACUUUCAUGCCAAACCAGACUCUGGUCCCUUCCUGAGCCCUGCCCCUGUUGUCCCUAAGUGCCUUCCCUUUUGCCUGGACUGACCUGACCCGUGAUGUGGGAGGGUGGGAGGGUGGGCGCCACCACUGCAGAUGCUGCCUCAGGUCCUCUGGCUGAGGGCUCCUUUGAGCUCAGUGUCUAAUGCUCUGGGUCUAUGAGGCCUAUUUCUUCCUUUUCUCAUGAAAUCCUGGGUAGACUGUUGAGUAUAGAAGGACUUAGAGAGAAAAUCAAACCCACCCUCCUUGGAAGUAUGGGACCAAGAGCAGCACACAUGCUCACCUGAGGUCUUGGAGAGGUGUGAAGAGCCCAGCCUCCCGCUGAGCCCCCAAUCUCUGUCAUCCAUCCUCUCCCCUUGCUGGAUGACCUGUUACCAUUGUCUGUUCUCUUUCCCAUUAUGCCUAGUGGUAUCAACAGCAAGGUCACAGAGGUGGGACUCCAGGUCUAAUGGCCAGCUUAUGGUAUGAGUCCACCUUUCAGAGCCUCAGGAAGCUUGGGACAUACCAGUCCCAAGCCUGUCAGUUUCUUAUUGUGGGGUGGGGGGUCCCCUAGCAUCAAGACUGGAAGCUUGCACAUUUUCCCUAGAGACCCUGCCUCGAGGUGCUUCCUAAGAAGUCAAUGCAGUUGUGGCUAUUUGGCUGUGAGCUCCAAGGGGACUUGUGGACUUGGUGUCCAUGGGCCAGAGCCCAAAGACCCAUUUAAUCCUCCAGGAGUUUGUCAGAAAGAGACAGGGUUUCCCAUCCACAUUAUGCUUACCCCAGGGUCACAUCUCAGCUCUCUAGCCCUGGACUCUUUCCUUCGUCUUCAUUUUAUAAGAGUCAUUCCCUUUUCUUAAUGAACUGUCACUUUUAACCCUCACCUCUGCUGGCCGGGGAUGGAGAUGACGAUAAAUGUAUUUGUUCACUUUUCUAAGACUGUUCUGGGCAUGCGUUGGGGGUGUUGGGAAAGAAGCCAGCUGCUCUAAGUGACCGUUGGGCAUCGGGGCUGGCCCCAGAGAUGCUCACAAGGCAGUGAGAGCUCUGUCUUCCCACACCAGCCCAGCCCAGCCCCCGACUGGUCCUCAGUUUAAUAAAUACAUAGAAGAGUC
Molecule: messenger RNA, 3283 nt
Organism: Mesocricetus auratus (golden hamster)
Lineage: Eukaryota; Metazoa; Chordata; Mammalia; Rodentia; Cricetidae
Gene: Tsku
Product: tsukushi, small leucine rich proteoglycan
Exons: 3
Coding region: 866-1930 (354 amino acids)
Cellular component (GO): extracellular matrix
Molecular function (GO): protein binding
Source: RefSeq, a predicted model, not a curated record